Molecule: messenger RNA, 2500 nt
Organism: Linum tenue
Lineage: Eukaryota; Viridiplantae; Streptophyta; Magnoliopsida; Malpighiales; Linaceae
Source: the annotation of a GenBank genome assembly
AUUUUUGGAGAGUCUUUCUGCUGAGAAAUUUGGCGAGAGCGAGCGAGCGAGCGAGCGGAGGAGAAGAGUUUCCGUUAUCCUUUCUCUCUCUACAGAAAACCAGUUUUCCCCCUUUGUGUCUUCUCUCUCUCUCUAGAAAAAUCCAUCGAAAUCUUAUCGCCCCCUAAACCAGAAACGAAUUAGGGUUUUUCCGUAUCUCCUCCUUCAUCGAAUCCACCCAAUCCUCUUCUUUAAGAUUUCCGUAUUAUCUCCUCAGCAGCCAGCCAGCCAUGGUGUCCGAUUCAAUCACCCCCAACGCCUCCAUUCCUUCCGCCCCGAAGGAUUUCGCGAAGAAGAAGAGGGCCAAUAGGUCCGCCAGAUUGAAGCAGUGCAAGCUGGAUGCCCGUCGUGAGCAAUGGCUUUCUCAAGGAACGGGUAAGAGCAAGGGAAGCCAGGAGCAGAAGAUGUCUCCUCGUGCUUCUCAACCUCCUCUUUCCCCUUGCAAGAACAAAGAGAGGAAGAGGAAUCCGCUUGAGAAGUUGGAGACAAGGAGAGGAGUGGUGGGUGAAGAGGAGAACGAGAAUGAGAAUGGUACCAUUCAUCAUCAUCAUCAUCAUCAUCUCCAUCAUCAUCAUCACGACUUCGAUACAGAUUCACCUUCUAGUAGCCCCAUCAGCAACAGUAGUGUGCUUGGGGUUACUGAUUCGGGCACAAAUUUCACUGCUUCUUCGAGUUGCAGUGGAAGUAGCAGUGGGGGCUCUUGCUCUGGCAAUAUAACUGAAGAUGAGGAAGAGGAUGGAGAGGAGGAAGGGGAGGAGGAAGAUGAUAAUUGCUUGGAUGAUUGGGAGGCUAUGGCAGAUGCUUUAGCAGCAAAUGAGGAUGCUAAAGAGGAGAAGAGCCCAAAUGAUGAUCCCCAUUUGGGUUCAGGGUUACCUCGUGAGCACGAGCCUUCAAUCCAAUCACAUUGUUUAGGCUCCAAUGUCAACUUGAGGCCAGAAUGCCCGCGAGCUACCCCUCCGAGAACGAUGUCAUGUAACACUCGGGCCUGGAGGCCAGAUGAUGCAUUCCGUCCACAGACCUUGCCCAAUUUGGCAAAACAGAGAAGCCUUCCACAUACGAACAGACCCUAUGGUCAAGGUGGGCUCGCUUGGGCCAAAUCUCUUAACACGCCUUCCAGCUGUCCUAUAUGUUGCGAGGAUUUGGACCCCACAGACUCCAGUUUCUCGCCCUGUACUUGCGGGUUUCGGCUUUGUUUGUUCUGUCACAAGAGGAUUCUUGAAGAGGAUGGUCGUUGUCCUAGCUGUAGGAAGCCUUACCAGCAGGAGCAUAACAAAGUAGAGGCUGAGCCAUGUGUACAUGGGGGUAGCCUGACUCUAAGGUUGGCUCGCUCCUGUAGCAUGAGGUCCUAAGCAAGCAGAGAGUAGAUGGGUGAUCUCGAAUUUGUGUAUGUUGCGUCUAAACUGUCUCCUUUCUUUUGUCACGCAUGUCCUUUGUUUCUAGUUUUAGUCUCUCCAAUUUCGUAGAACCUAGAUAUUGCGGACAUAAGUGGUUUCUGUUUCCCUUUUGGCACCCCAGGAAUUUGAGCUAGUUCUGCAAGGUUCGGUUCUUGUCGUGUAUGGUGCGUAUGCUUACUACUGUAGAGGAUUCAAGUAUGGUAAUGUGAAUAGAGAAGAUGGUAUAGAAACAAUACAUAAAAGAUGAUUUUGACAAAUCUAGUUCUGAGUUUGUUUUGUGCUCUGUGGGACAUAUAUUAUAAUUUGUUAUCCACUUAUGCUCAUGGUUGUGGACUGUGGCUUGUUCUUAAUAUCCCUUCCAGUUGCCUUUUCUGUUUCUAUCCACUUCAAUGACUUGUUUUUUUGUUUAUAUAUCUGGUAUAUAUAUAACGCGGCCUUCUGUAAGCUUAUAUAGUCUGUGCUAUAGUCUAUAGACUCCCCUUUUAUCCAGCGCUGCAGAAGGCAGCACAGCUUAGGGCAUACAUCUGUACUUAUUUUCUUUUACUAAUGUUUUGCGUUCUCUAAUUGGUUUAUGGCAACUUUGUGCAAGCUCUGUAUUUAUGGAGCUUUGUCGAUGGUCAUAUGACAACCAAGUCCCAUUAUUCCGUGGGGAUAGUUACAAGAUUGAGUGGUAAUUUUUACUGGAAGAAAGUCUUAUCUAGGUGCCCCAAAAUGAUGUAGAUACCGCAUGUUGGCUACUCGUUAUCGUGUUGCAGUCCAAGAAAACAGCAGAGGAAAACUGGGUUGACGUUAACAUAGUUUGUUGUGUUUCAGAAAGAUAAGUUUGUUGUACUAAGUUAAAGCAUGCAAGAAAGAGGGGAGUGAUGUUGUGGCUUCUGCUUCAGCAUGGUUGAAUGUCUGAUCCGGGAAUCUACAAAUACUUAGAUUUUGAUAUGUGAGCAUAGGUCAUCCCUGAAUCUGCUAAUCUUUCAUGUGGCUGAAUCUCUUUUAUUGCUUAUAAGUUACAUUUCACUUGGCGAUUGAUGCAGCAAUCUGCGCUGCUUGCUUUGGGGUUCUGUGGUGUGGGU